Molecule: messenger RNA, 7396 nt
Organism: Linum trigynum
Lineage: Eukaryota; Viridiplantae; Streptophyta; Magnoliopsida; Malpighiales; Linaceae
Source: the annotation of a GenBank genome assembly
GAUUAGAGUUUUAAAACUUGAUCUAAUUGGGGUUUAAUUGUGGUGUAGUUUCGUGCGAGUCAUCAGAACACCUUAGUCUCUAGAGAGCUGAGACAGAGAGGUAGAGACGAGAGUCGAGACCAUCAGACCAAGUUCUUCUGGGUAAGGUCUUGAUUUCUUGUGUUCUUUUUUCUGCGUUCGUGGUGCCAAUAUAGACAUGCAUGCAUAGUACUAACUAGUUUUGUAUGUUGUUCAUUUGUUUUUUUUAGUUUUUAUAGACUUGGUUUAAUUCGAUCUUGGAGGAUUGAAGAUCAAGGGACUAGUCGACUAACGACUGCGUGCUCGACAUUCUUCACAAGACUCGUUAAGUUGUUCAGAAGGUAAUUUCUCUAGGGUCUUGGUGUUGUUUUUUUUUUGGUUUAGUGGUGUUUGAAGAGACAUGCAUGGAUGGAGAGUUCUAACUAAAUUUUGUUCUUGUUGUUUGUUCUUGUCCACUUGUUUUUGGUGUCUCUAGCGAACUUUGGAGUAGAUCCUCAAGGACUGCAAAUCACUGACCAAAUACAGUCAACAAUCUACAAACUACAAAUAAUCUUAAGGUAGGUAAUCCACUUCUCCUUUCAUAACCUUGAUAUCUUGCUUGCAUAGUUGUGUAACUUGCUGAGUUGCUGUGACUCUUUACUUAUUUAUCGUAAGAAAAAGUUAGACUUACUAGGUCAGAUUCAUAAAUAUGUAACCUGUUUUGAAAUGGUAAUGGUAAUGCUAAGUGGUUUUGCGUGUCUUCUCAAUGUAAAACUGUUGAACACUAUAACUAUACUAUAGUAAGUAAAACUACAGACCGUUAACUAAUAAGUAUUCAAAUAACUUGAUUUUAUUCAAAUGGAAGGUGCAAACCCAAUGAAUGUGGUUCUUGUUCGUAAUGACAAUGUCCCUGCAAAUGGUGUCCAACCCGAACAACCUGCUCCCCUUGCCAAUAAUCUGGUUAAUGGUAAUGAGGAAGAACUAGAAGCACAACGUAAGUUAACCUCUAAUGUGUGGCCUCACUUCCAUAGUGUUAUGAUUAAUGGGAUAAUGAAAGCUAGGUGUAAGUAUUGUCGUAAACCCCUUGGUGGGAAAACAAGUAAUGGAACUUCACACCUGAGAAACCAUAUCAAAACAUGUAUCCAGAAGAGGAUACACGAUGGUUCUAAAAAAAUAUUGGCCCCAACUAUCAACCAAUGGAUAUCCUCAACUCUCUGCUUCUCAAUACAAUUAUGAGGUUUCUAUGAAGGAACUUUGUUCGAUGAUUCUGGUCAAUGAGUACCCCUUAGCCUUGUUGAUCAUGUGGGUUUCAAACAUUUUUGUUGUUCUCUUCAACCUCAAUUUCCUGUCCCUAGUAGAAAUACUGUCAUAAAGGAUAUUCUGGGUCUAUAUGGGGUUGGAAGGUCUAAAUAUAAGACCAUGAUUGAUGGUAAUUUGUGGAGGAUUUCAGUGACUACUGAUUUAUGGACUGCCACAAAUCAGAAAAUGGGGUAUAUGGCAGUAACUGGUCACUUUAUUAACAACUCUUGGAAGCUUCAUAACAUAAUGUUGAGGUUUAUGUAUGUUCUAGCCCCUCACACUAGUCAAAGACUAGCUGAUAGGUUGUUUGAUUUUCUUCUUGAUUGAAACAUUGAUGGUAAUUUGUCCUCAAUCACAUUGGACAACUUUACCACCAAUGAUUCAAUAUUUCAUAUGAGAAAUAAGCUUGUGAGCAGUGAUCUGUUGCUUGAUGGUAAACUGAUUCAUAUGAGGUGUUGAAUUCAUAUUCUGAACUUGAUUGUGAGGGAUGGUUUGGAUGCAAUCAAGGAUGCUAUCCAUUAGAUUAUGGAGAAUGUAGUUCACUGGAAUUAUACACCUAAGAGGGUUCAAACCUUGUUCGAAGUUGUUAAGUAACUAAAGUUGACCUUUGAGAAAAAAAUUGGUACUUGAUUGUCCAACUAGAUGGAAUUCCACAUACCAUUUGCUCUAUGUUGCUCUUCAAUAUAAGUGAUACAAUCAUCUCUGCCAAGUCAAUUUAGUUCAAAGACAAAGAAGAUGAGGGCUGAUGAGCGAUCAAGAUUCUACAAAGAAUCGAGGUUGAAUCUUCUUCAAGAGAGAGGGAAUGAUGCGAUAUCGACUAGCGCGAUAUUCAAUUCUCGUGGUCCCAAAAUGAAGGUUUGAAUUCAAUGAUUUAAGUAUCAACUGGGAGCAUUCUUGAUGGAGAAAAUGGAGAAUGCAUUAAGGAUCCGACCUACAACAUUUCUUGGAGCCCAAAACGUCCAUCAUUGCUACCCAAAUCGUCCAAGUAUGAAAAGGACAAGGAAAGACAUUGCUUAACCACUAAGGAGCUUCCUUAAGCAUUAAAACGUGUUUGGAGAUUACUUAGCUGCUAAGGAGCUUCCUUUGGUUAUAAAAAAGGGCUAUAGUCCUUAUUUAAGUAGUAUUAGGUUUCCUAGUUAGUUUGGGAUUUGUUUUCCUAUUCCUUUUAGAUUAGUUUAAUGUUUUUGUGACCUCUAUAAAUAGAGGGUGUAUGAUAAUGGUGUAUUUGCACAUUUUUUCAACCUUAGUUCUUAUCCGUUUGCGGCUCGUAGUCAUGCAUUUUUGGCCAAUUUUACGAUGGGUUGUGCUACUUUGUCACAUUUCAGGUCCCAGACAUCUAAGGGAAGGCUAGGCACGAGUUUCGGGGCUUUUGGAGGUCAUUCGAUUGAGCUGCGGUCAAAACAUGGGUUGCACUAAAGAAAAACACCAUCGUGUCUUAGACCCUGAUUUUCAUGCCGAGAGUAUGUUUUUGGAGACUGCUGAGAAGACCAAACCACGGGCACCACUGGAGUAAAACACGGCUGUGUCAAUAAGUGGGCACGACCGUGUUUUAGGCCGACGCGGGAGUGUUUUUAACACGUGGCGAGAACACGGACGAGCAAAAGAAAAACACGGUCGUGUCCUCGAUCGUGUUUUGCCAAGAAUCGGGCUUUUGAGGUAGAUUCAAACCAAACAAGAGGGAAUCAAGUUUUUGAGCAAAAAACAGAAUUUUAGAGAGAGAAAGUGCGAAGAACAAACCCUAAGGGCUAUUUGGAGUGGAUUUCUCACCAUUGAAGCCCAGAUUGCAUCCCCAGGAGUGAUGAUCGACAUCCCAUAGUAGAUUAUCCCCAUCUUUAUGAGUAUGACUGCUUUGAUUUCUGUUUUCCUCUCUCUCUCUCUGUCUCUCUAUGGAGUAGAACCCUCUCUUACUUGGGUAUGAAGAACCCUAGUUCCAUGUGUUAGGAAUCUUGAUUAAUGACUUUGGAUUGAUAUACUGUUUGAUUUUAAUCGAUUGAUGCAUGAUUCAUUGAGUUAAUUGAAGCCUGAACAUCUUUUCUUGAUUUCUGCUGCAACCUAAGAUAGAUAGAAUUUGAUUAAGUUGUUAGAGCUUCGUCGAUAGGUAGUUGUAGAUUGGUUAUACGAGAGUUAAUCGAUUUACUGCUUUGUACUGGUGUCCAAUUCCAGUAGUGAAGUUCUGCGUUUAUUGCCUCAACAGUCUAUCCCGAAAUAGAGGGUGUAUGAUAAUGGUGUAUUUGCAAAUUUAUGCACCCGUAGUUCUUAUCCGUUUGCGGCUCGUAGUCGUGCGGCUCGUAGUCGUGCAAUUUUGGCCAAUUUUACGAUGGGUUGUGCUACUUUGUCACAUUUCAGGUCGCAGACAUCGAAGGGAAGGCUAGGCACGAGUUUCGAGGCUUUUGGAGGUCAUUCGGUCGAGCUAAGGUCAAAACAUGGGCUGCACUAAAGAAAAACACGGUCGUGUCUCAGACCGUACUUUUCAUGCCGAGAGUGUGUUUUUGGAGACUGCUGAGAACACCAAACCACGGGCACCACUAGAGUAAAACACGGAUGUGUCAAUAAGUGGGCAUGACCGUGUUUUAGGACGACGCAAGCGUGUUUUCAAAAAGUGGCAAGAUCACGGACGGGCAAAAGAAAAACACGGUCGUGUCCUCGAUCAUGUGUUGCCAAGAAUCGGGCUUUUGAGGCAGAUUCAAACCAAAGGACAGGGAAUCGAGUUUUUGAGCAAAAAACAGAGUUUUAGAGAGAGAAAGUGCGAAGAAAAAACCCUAAGAGCUAUUUGGAGUGGAUUUAUCACCAUUGAAGCCCAUAUUGCAUCCCCAGGAGUGAAGAUCAACAUCCCAGAACAGAUUAUCCCCAUCUUUAUGAGUAUGACUGCUUUGAUUUCUGUUUUCCUCUCUCUCUCUCUCUCUCUAUGGAGUAGAACCCUCUCUUACUUGGGUAUGAAGAACCCUAGUUCCAUGUGUUAGGAAUCUUGAUUAAUGACUUUGGAUUGAUAUACUGUUUGAUUUUAAUCGAUUGAUGCAUGAUUCAUUGAGUUAAUUGAAGCCUGAACAUCUUUUCUUGAUUUCUGCUGCAACCUAAGAUAGAUAGAAUCUGAUUAGGUUGUUAGAGGUUCAUCAAUCGGUAGUUGUAGAUUGGUUAUACGAGAGUUAGUUGAUUUAAUGCUUUGUACCUGAUGUGCAAUUCCAGUAGUGAAGUUCUGCGUUUAUUGCCUCAACAGUCUAUCCCGAAAUAGAGGGUGUAUGAUAAUGGUGUAUUUGCACAUUUUUGCACCCCUAGUUCUUAUCCAUUUGCGGCUCGUAGUCAUGCAUUUUUGGUCGAUUUUACGAUGGGUUGUGCUACUUUGUCACAUUUCACAUCCCAGACAUCGAAGGGAAGGCUAGGCACGAGUUUCGGGGCUUUUGGAGGUCAUUCGGUCGAGCUGAGGUCAAAACAUGGGUUGCACUAAAGAAAAACACGGUCGUGUCUCAGACCGUGCUUUUCAUGCCGAGAGUGUGUUUUUGGAGACUGCUGAGAGGACCAAACCACGGGCACCACUGGAGUAAAACACGGAUGUGUCAAUAAGUGGGCACGACCGUGUUAUAGGACGACGUGGGCGUGUUUUUAAAAAGUGGCGAGAACAUGGACGGGCAAAAGAAAAACACUGUCGUGUCCUCGAUCGUGUUUUGCCAAGAAUCGGGCUUUUGAGGCAGAUUCAAACCAAAGGAGAGGGAAUCGAGUUUUUGAGCGAAAAACAGAGUUUUAGAGAGAGAAAGUGCAAAGAACAAACCCUAAGAGCUAUUUGCAGUGGAUUUAUCACCAUUGAAACCCAGAUUGCAUCCCCAGGAGUGAAGAUCGACAUCCUAGAGCAGAUUAUCCCCAUCUUUAUGAGUAUGACUGCUCUGAUUUCUGUUUUCCUCUUUCUCUCUCAAUGGAGUAGAACCCUCUCUUACUUGGGUAUGAAGAACCCUAGUUCCUUGUGUUAGGAAUCUUGAUUUAUGACUUUGGAUUGAUAUACUGUUUGAUUUUAAUCGAUUGAUGCAUGAUUCAUUGAGUUAAUUGAAGCCUGAACAUCUUUUCUUGAUUUCUGCUGCAACCUAAGAUAGAUAUAAUAUGAUUAGGUUGUUAGAGCUUGAUCAUUCGGUAGUUGUAGAUUGGUUAUACGAGAGUUAAUCGAUUUACUGCUUUGUACUGGUGUCCAAUUCUAGUAGUGAAGUUCUGCGUUUAUUGCCUCAAUAGUCUUUUUGCACCCUUAGUUCUUAUCUGUUUGCGGUUUGUUGUCGUGCAUUUUUGGUCUAUUUUACGAUGGGUUGUGCUACUUUGUCACAUUUCAGGUCCCAGACGUCGAAGGGAAGGCUAGUAAUGAGUUUCGAGGCUUUUGGAGGUCAUUCGGUCGAGCUGAGGUCAAAACAUGGGUUGCACUAAACAAAAACACGGUCGUGUCUCAGACCGUGCUUUUCAUGCCGAGAGUGUGUUUUUGGAGGCUGCUGAGAAGACCAAAACACGGGCACCACUGGAGUAAAACACGACCGUGUCAAUAAGUGGGCACGACCGUGUUUUAGGCCGGCACGGGCGUGUUUUUAACACGUGGCGAGAACACGGACGAGCAAAAGAAAAAGACAGUCGUGUCCUCGAUCGUGUUUUGCCCAUAAUCGGGCUUUUGAGGCAGAUUCAAGUCAGGAGCGGGAAUUGAGUUUUUGAGCAAAAAAUAGAGUUUUAGAGAGAGAAAGUGCGAAGAACAAACCCUAGGAGCUAUUUGGAGUAGAUUUCUCACCAUUGAAGCCCAAAUUGUAUCCCCAGGAGUGAAGAUUGACAUCCCAUAGCAGAUUAUCCCCAUCUUUAUGAGUAUGACUGCUCUGAUUUCUAUUUUCCUCUCUCUCUAUGGAGUAGAACCCUCUCUCACUUGGGUAUGAAGAACCCUAGUUCUAUGUGUUAGGAAUCUUCAUUGUAAUGAAUUUGGAUUGAUAUACUGUUUGAUUUUAAUCGAUUGAUGCAUGAUUCAUUGAGUCAAUUGAAGCUUGAUCAAAUUUUCUUGAUUUCUGCUGCAACCUAAGAUAGAUAGAAUCUGAUUAGGUUAUUAGAGCUUCAUCAAUCGGUAGUGGUAGAUUGGUUAUACGAGAGUUAAUCGAUUUACUUCUUUGUACUAGUGUGCGAUUCUAGUAGUGGAGUUCUACGUUUAUUGCCUCAACAGUCUAUCCCGGUGAAGGCUAGUCGCCUGCCGGUUAGUCUGCCUGAGAGGGCUUGGUCAGCUUAAGAGAAUCCAAGCUACUGUCGGAUCUUCCGUAGUUAAAUCAACAGUUAAUCAACCCAGGUUAAUUACAACCUUGACCUAACUAAGGAGCUAGGGGGACUCAUUCCCGAGUGACUCUUCCUUUGCUAAAGAACUUUGAACCAUUUCCUGCUUUCUUACUGCUUCUACUUAAAAUCCCAAUCACUUGACUUAGUUUGCUAGAUAAUAGAUAAUCACGGAGUAGGCAGUAGAUCUAGACCCCGGGUUGACAAAUAGAACUUGCAACUAUUCUGCUUUUCCGGACUGCGAUUGCGCUUGGUCGCAGUUUGGUGUUGUGUUUUAGCGUGUCAAGUUUUUGGCGUCGUUGCCGGGGAUACUUCAUGGUUAAUGUGGAAAUGUGAAAGUUUGUUACUCUAGCUUUUUCGUACUGUAUUUUCUCUCUUCCACCUUUGUGCCUUCAGAGGUUAUGUUUGCAUUCUGUGUGUAGGUAGUGCAUGACUCGUAGCCAGUCGGGAGACUUACUGUCACUAGACCAAGUGCUUGAACGGACUUGCAGGAACUUCAAGCGGGCUUUAAAGGCGCGACUGGCUGCGGAGGAGGCUCUAGCACAACUGCAAAUCACCAAGCAGGAAGACAUGGGUGAUCCUCACAACAAUGACGUGGUUGUCCCCGAUGAGCACACCACGGGGUAUUACUGGACCGCCAGAGCCGCAGACAUUAGGUUGCCCAUCCAGCACCCUCAAGUUCCAGCAAAUAACUUUGAGGUGAGCACCUCUGACAUCACCAUGCUGCGCGGCUCGGUGGUAUUCCAUGGCAAGGAGGGGGAGUGACCCAGAUCACACCUGAGGCGAUUCCACGAGCUCAUCGAUAGGAUCAAGAUAAAUGGGAUCCCAGUCG